Messenger RNA from Manduca sexta (tobacco hornworm), 1391 nucleotides. RefSeq names its product dual specificity protein phosphatase 14. Gene Ontology annotation, molecular function: protein tyrosine/serine/threonine phosphatase activity. The record is from RefSeq and is a predicted model, not a curated record. The coding region runs from base 187 to 846 and encodes 219 amino acids. Gene Ontology annotation, cellular component: cytoplasm. The transcript has 4 exons. NCBI's taxonomy places the organism in Eukaryota, Metazoa, Arthropoda, Insecta, Lepidoptera, Sphingidae. Gene Ontology annotation, biological process: protein dephosphorylation.
GCGGAGUACAGCUUCAGUCAGUAGCUCAGUACGCGACGAGAGCACGCACCGAGCGUACGCAUGUCCCGAACAUCCGAACACAAAACAUCGAAACUGAACACGAUAAAAUAAACAAAGUGUAGCUUGUGUUGUGGAUAGUGAAGAGUGACAAUCGACAUUUUAGAGAUCGUUAGUGAUAUUGUAGCCAUGAAAGUCCUCACCGUCGGCGAUAAAGUAGCGAGUGUUGGGGGCGAGAAUGAGCCCACUGUUGUGGUCGAUACACAGAAAUUGGCUAGAGAGGAAUUGAACAGAGGAUGUCCUCUCGGAGUGUCUCGUGUGACGUCGUCGGUGUAUGUAUGUGGAGCCCACGCCCUGCCUGGUGCAGUGAAGGCCCUGCAUCCCAGGCUGAUCGUCAGCGCCGCUCCCGAACUUCCCCCACCUCCUGAAGACUACGUGCCUCGACACUUUGUACCUCUCCUGGACACGCCCAACUCAGACAUCUAUCCGUUUAUGGAACGUGUUGCUGACCUGAUUAAUGAGGUGGUCGCAAAUGGAGAAGUGGUACUGGUUCACUGCGUGGCGGGGGUGUCGCGUUCUGUCACUCUCUGCUUGGCGUACCUCGUCAAGUGGCAAAAAAUGACCCUGCGCGACGCUUAUCAUCAUAUGAAGCAAAGACGGCACCAAAUCCGACCGAAUACGGGCUUCUUCAAGCAACUCAUCAAAUUCGAGGAGCGGCUUUUCGGAGAAGCAUCCGUGAAAAUGGUGUACUGCGAGGCCAUUGACAAAGAAAUCCCUGACGUUUACGAGCCGGAUUAUAGCGGAAUGACCUGGUUCAGGCAGCGGUACGGGCCUAUCGAGAAGAGCUGAAGAAAGAAAGAGAUGUAAGGACAGCCGUGAUUUGCCGAAAGGGAAGGAUGGUAUUAUAAGACUGAAUGGAUGAGUGGUUUUUGAAUGGCGGGUGUGAUAUUGUUGGCGUGUCUGCGGUCUUGGAAUUUUAUUAGAAUAUAAUUGGUAAAAUCGAAUGUAUUAGUUUCUUCGGUUGUAGAUUCGCUGUUUUGGGGAAUAUAGUGUGUAAUUAAUUGAUAAUACCGCAGAUUAUGAAUGAAAGAAUGGUUGGUAGAUAUGAUUAUUCUACAAAAGUAGCGUCAGAAAUAUCAGUUUUAAUGUAAGGAGAGCGUUUUGAAGCACGAUAUUAUUAAGAAAUAAUGUUACUUAAUAUUAUUUUUCUUGAUUAGUAAUUAUCAAUAACACCGUUUAAUAAUUUUAACAUAUGCUCGUUCUUAUUAAGUGAAUAUUAUGUGAUAUAAAAAUAUUGUUAAAAAAUCUUAUCUUACGUUGAUCUAUCUUAUAAGAUUGAUUUAUAAUUUAAAAUUAAGGGACCAAAAAUAAAUAAGCGAUUGUUCAAAUUACUA